Balaenoptera ricei (Rice's whale) is the source of this 1554-nucleotide messenger RNA. RefSeq names its product LY6/PLAUR domain containing 6B (gene LYPD6B). The record is from RefSeq and is a predicted model, not a curated record. The transcript has 7 exons. NCBI's taxonomy places the organism in Eukaryota, Metazoa, Chordata, Mammalia, Artiodactyla, Balaenopteridae. The coding region runs from base 409 to 918 and encodes 169 amino acids. Gene Ontology annotation, molecular function: acetylcholine receptor regulator activity.
GCUCGGGGCGGGGAGGAGCCGCACCAACGCCAGCCCGCCGCCAGUGAGCUGCUAGCCGGGACCGGGAGCCGGGAGCAGGGAGGCGGCCGGACGCGCGGACAGGCCCGGUGAGCGCGGCGGCGCUGCGCUCGACAUAAUCACCCACACAAAAGGAAGCGAAAUCCAGGGACUACAUGGUGUGACUGGGCAGCAGCUGCAGGACGUUGGCAAGUCUUCUUGGAUGUCCUGCAGGACCCAGUGAGCCCAGGCCCAGAGGAAUUCUAGUGACAGUGCGCUCUCAACUCUCCUUCAUGAACUACCAUUGCCAAAAGGUGUCCUUGAGUGAGGGUAGCAGGGAGUGAAAGAGGAGGAGAAAAGAAAAUUAAGAAAGGUAUAUGAGUUUUGGACUUUUCCACACCCAGGGUCAGAAUGCUGCUCCUCUGUCAUGCCCUCACUGUAGCUGUGGCCCAGACCUUUAUCUUCUCAGAAAACCGGGCAUUUGCCAAGAACAUCAACUUCUAUAACGUGCGGCCUCCUCUUGACCCGACACCAUUUCCAAACAGCUUCAAGUGUUUUACCUGUGAAAAUGCAGGGGAUAAUUAUAACUGCAAUCGAUGGGCGGAAGACAAAUGGUGCCCACAAAAUACACAGUACUGUUUGACAGUACAUCACUUUACCAGUCAUGGCAGGAGUACAUCCAUCACCAAAAAGUGUGCCUCCACAAGCGAAUGUCAUUUUGUUGGCUGCCACCACAGCCGAGAUUCUCAACACACGGAGUGUAGGUCUUGCUGUGAAGGGAUGAUCUGCAAUGUAGAGUUACCCACCAACCACACCAAUGCGGUCUUUGCUGUGAUGCAUGCUCAGAGGACGUCUGGCAGCUGUGCCCCUGCGCUCCACCUACUACUGCUGGCCUGGGCCUUCGUGCUGUUGUUGAUGUGAUACCACCAUUCCUGGGAGAGGCAGAGAUCAGCCCUCUAAAGCACAAGCCAACAACUGUAUAAACAGUGAAGUGAAGUUCCAGUACAACUGGAUAUACAGUUGGAUAGUUGGAUAUAUAUAACUGUAUAAACAGUUGGAGUGAAGACCAAUCUUGCACUUGGUGAAGAAUGCUCAUUGGACCCCAAAGCAGAAGCCAGUUGUUGCUUAGCUAAAAUGCUCCUGCACGAGGCCACUGAGGAAGGGGACUUGGCAGGGACUGAGGGAUUAUGUGGAGUUUAUAUUUCUUGAUCAAAGGGGCUGCAUUUUGUCACUUCUGCAAGGAGAGUCUUGCCAGCAUCUACUACGGGCAGGUUCAGUAGCCUGUAUUGUCCCCACCUGACCAGGCCUGUAGCAGAAAGGACUCCUUGACCUGAUCAACUCCUUCAGGGGCUGCUGGAUCAGACCCUCUCUUUUCCGUGAUUAGCUCAGAGCACCUCUAUGAAAUAUAACCCUUCCCCAAUAAGAAAGCAAUUUCCCCACCAACGGUGUAGUCAAUGAGAAGGGCAACUACAGGAAGAAAACUUCCAGUUGAACUAAUAUGAAACCCAUUUGCUAAUUGUGGGGGGAAAUAAAACUUUUAAAUUAUACAAUGUAAAA